Messenger RNA from Acanthosepion pharaonis, 1980 nucleotides. The record is from the annotation of a GenBank genome assembly. NCBI's taxonomy places the organism in Eukaryota, Metazoa, Mollusca, Cephalopoda, Sepiida, Sepiidae.
AUGAGUAGAUACUUCACGUCUCGUGUAGUUACCCUCUUUUUAAAAAAAUUUCGCCCAGUUCCUCUCUUUCGUGUUUCUUUUUCAUCUGUUCUUUUUGUUUUUUUCCUCUCCUCCCCUUACUUUUCCUCUCCUCCUCCUCCUGCUUUCGUUUGCUUUCCGUUCAGUUACUUUAUUUCUUUUUCUUCCUUCUUAUCUUUUCAUUUUGUUCUUCCUCUCCUUCUUUUCCUUUUCUCCCUCUCAUUUUUCUUCAUCUGCUUCCUCUCCCUUUCUUAUUGUUCUUUGUCAUCUUUAUUUUCUUUCCCGGCUUUAACGCUUCCACCACCGCCUGCUCUCUUCCUUUUCUUCAUUUCAUCUUUCUCCGUCUCCUUCCUCUUUUUUUUCUACUACUACUACUACUACUACUACUUCUUUCUCAUCUGUUCCUUUUUUUAUUAUUUUUCCACACCUUCUCCCCACUUCAUUUCCUCUUUUUCCUCCUACUUUGCUUCUUCUUCCUUUUUGUUUUCUUCACUUUCCUUUCAUUCUUCCCCAUUCGAUUGCGUUCUUUCCUUUAGCUUUCUUCGUCAUUUUGAUUCUUCCUCUGCCUCUCUUUCUCUUUCGUUUCUUCUUCUCUUUCUCCCCUAUACAUCAGCUUGUUUCUUUGUGAAAGGUGAAAAGAAGAAAGAUGAGAAGAAGAAAACAGCGGAAGGGUGGGGGCGGGAAAAAACGGGUUCUUUUCCUACUUCCCUUCUUCUUCCCACCCUUAACUUUUUUUCUUCUUCUUCUUCUUCUUCUUCUUCUUCUUCUUCUUCUUCUUCUGUCCUCCUCCUUCUACUUUCUUUCUUUCCUACUUUUUCUUUUUUUCUAGUUUUUACUUGUCAUCUUUCCUUGCUCUUCUUUUUCUUUCUGCCUUUCUCCUCUUUCAUUCUUCCUCGCUUUCAUCAAACUUUUCUUUUGACCUCCCUUUCUUCUUCUUCUUCGCCUUCUUCUUCUUCUUCUUCUUCUUCUUCUUCGCCUUCUUCUGGCCUUCUUUUUCUACUUUCUUUCCUUCUUUUUCUUUUUUUCUUCUUCUUACUUGACAUCUUUCUUAGCUCUUCCUUUUCUUUUUCUAUUUCUCUUCUUUCAUUUCUUCAUUGCUUUCAUCUAUCUUUUCUUUUGACCUGCCUUCAUUUCUUCUUCUUCUUCUUUUUCUUCUUCUUUUUUCUUCUCCCCUCCUUCUUUUACUUUCUCUCUUUUUUUUCUUUUUUUCUCUAUUUUCUACUUAUUCUUCCUCAUCGUUUUUUACAUGCCUUCAUCUUCUUUGUAUUUCUCUCUCACGCUCUUCUAGCAUUUCUUUCUCUCUUUCAUUUCACUUUUUCUCCUAUUUCAUUUUCCUCCUUUUCAUCCACAUUUUCUGCCAUCCUAUUCCUCUUUCCUUCACUUUUAAUUCCUCAUCUUCCUCUAUUUCUCACCUUCUUCUCCUUCUUUCUUUCUUUCUUUCUUUUUCCUGUCGUUAUUUUCACCUCUCUCUCUUUCUCCCCUCUCUCUCUCCCUCUCUCUCACUCACUCUCUUUCAUUCCUUCUCUUUCAUCUACAUUUUCUGCCCUCCUAUUCCUCUUUCCUUCACUUUUACUUCCUCAUCUUCCUUUAUUUCUCACCAUCUCCUCCUACUUUCUUUCUUUCCUUUUCCUGUCGUUAUUUUCCUCUCUCUCUCUCUCUCUCUCUCUCACUCACUCACUCACUCAUUCACUCUCUUUCAUUCCUUCUCUUUCAUCUACCUUUUUCUGUUCUUCCUCUACGCUUACUUCCUCUUCUUCCUCCCUUCCGCCUGCUAUUUUCUUUCUUUCUUUUUCCUGUCGUUAUUUUCACUUCUCUUUGACAUCUUUUUCUUCCCCGCCUCUCUCUCUCUUUCAGUUGUUUCUCUCUUUCAUUUACCUUCUGUCCUUUCUAUACCCUUUCUUUCUAUUUCUCCUCCUCGUGUUCAUUUCCUUUCUUCUUUGGAACUUUUUGUCCAAUCUCUAA